Coniophora puteana RWD-64-598 SS2 is the source of this 1332-nucleotide messenger RNA. RefSeq names its product GroES-like protein. NCBI's taxonomy places the organism in Eukaryota, Fungi, Basidiomycota, Agaricomycetes, Boletales, Coniophoraceae. Gene Ontology annotation, biological process: D-sorbitol catabolic process. The coding region runs from base 9 to 1136 and encodes 375 amino acids. The record is from RefSeq and is a predicted model, not a curated record. The transcript has 4 exons. Gene Ontology annotation, molecular function: L-iditol 2-dehydrogenase (NAD+) activity; zinc ion binding.
GUCCUCCAAUGUCCCCUGCUGCUCUCCCUCUCCAACGCGCCGCCGUCCUCUUCGGUCCCAGAGACCUUCGCAUCGAAGAACGCCCCGUAUGGCCUCCACAGCCCAACUGUGCACAGGUGGCAGUCAAGUCGACUGGUCUUUGCGGUAGUGACCUCCACUACUACCUCGAAGGACGCAACGGAGACUUUGCUCUCCAAGCUCCAUUGGUUCUCGGUCACGAGGCCGCUGGAGUCGUCACUGCGGUUGGUCCGGGCUCCAAUCUCGUUCCUGGACAGCGCGUAGCGAUAGAGGCUGGCAUUAUGUGCAAUGACUGCAACUACUGCAACUCGGGACGGUACAACCUCUGCAAAGGGCUUCGCUUCUGCAGCAGUGCGAAGACGUUCCCUCACCUCGAUGGGACUCUUCAGGACCGCAUGAACCACCCCGUUCAUGUCCUCCACCCAUUGCCAGACAGCUGCUCUUUUGAUCAGGCCGCACUCGCAGAACCACUCUCGGUUCUCAUCCACGCAUCCAGGCGUACAUCACUAAGCUCCGGCCAGUCCGUCCUCGUGUUUGGGGUUGGAGCUAUCGGCAUCCUGGCCUGCGCCCUCGCAAAGUCCCUUGGGGCUACUCGAGUGGUCGCUAUCGACAUCAAUGAGGACCGCCUCGCCUUCGCAAAGAGCAACGGCUUUGCCUCGCAGACGUACUGUCUGCCCAGAGUCGAGCGGGCAAAAACAUCCGAGGAGCAGCUCCGCAAGACAAAAGAUACCAUUCAAGCCGCACUUGCCGAGUUCGCCCAAGAAGACGGUUUUGAUGUCGUUUUUGAAUGCACAGGCGCGGAACCGUGCAUUCAAAUGUCCAUCCACGCUGCUGUUACCGGUGGCAAAGUCAUGCUUGUGGGCAUGGGCUCUCGCAACGUCAUGCUCCCUCUCUCCGCCGCCGCCCUCCGAGAAGUCGAUAUCCAAGGCUCCUUCCGUUACGCCAACACAUACCCCGAAGCCCUCUCCCUCCUUGCCUCUGGCAAGCUUAAAAACAUAGAGAAACUCAUCACCCACCGUAUCCCCCUCAACGACACCGCCCGCGCUUUCGAGCUUCUUGCCCGCGGCAAGGACGAAGACGGGAACAUGGUCAUCAAAAUCAUCGUCGGCGACUCAUGAACUGUUAUGACCAUACCUCCCCUAUAACCUAUAACGCACCAGAAACGACCUAUCACUAGAACACGGACUCUGCAGAGCGGUGCUCUUUUCCUCGCUCUCAUCAUUGCAUAUUUUUGGUUUUAUUUACGGGCUCAUAUGUAUCUUUAUUUACCCUUCACGCACAUCAUUCUCAUUAUCAACGUUGCAGCACUUCCCU